UUGUAGUAUUCAAAACAAACAUGGCAGAGGCGGAGGACCAGCUGCGGAGAAUGGUGAUGACCUUUCGGGUCUCAGAACUACAGAUGCUCCUUGGUUAUGCUGGCAAGAACAAGACAGGUCGUAAGAAUGAGCUUCAGAGCCGUGCUAUGGACAUUGUGAGGUUACGCAACCCAGCCAUACAAGCCAAGAUCAAAGAACUGUACAAGAGCAUCCAACUAGAGAUGAUGUCGUUUGGUGACAGGUCGCAAGCAGCAGCAGGAGGACCAGCAGGCAUCCUCCCAGCCCAGAAAGUCCCCUUGGGCCUCAACUCCAUAGCCAGCUACACACAGUCCGCCAGUGUUGGAGGCAUUGGUGGAGUCACAUCCACACUGGCUUCCUCUAGAUACUCCACCAACUCCCAGGUGGUGGCCUCGGGAAUCUCCUCUGCCGGGGGAUAUUCUUCCAUCUCCGCCAACAGUCACAACUCCACGUACCCCAUCAAUCCUGAUGUCAAGCUAAAGAAGCUACCCUUCUAUGACAUCCUCGGGGAACUCCUCAAGCCGUCAUCCCUAGCACCACAGAAUUCUGGCCGAUACCAGGAGUCCACCUUCGCUUUCUCCCUCACUCCACAUCAGGCCAACAAAAUAGCCAACUCUCGGGACCUGCGACCAGGGAAGCAGGACUACACAGUGCAGGUCCAAAUGAGGUUUUGUUUACUAGAGACCACCUGUGAACAAGAGGACAAUUUCCCACCCAAUAUUGCAGUAAAAAUCAAUGACAAAAUGUGUCCAUUACCAACCCCAAUCCCCACCAACAAACCCGGAGUGGAGCCCAAGAGACCGUCCAGACCAGUCAACGUCACAGCACUCUGUCGCAUCUCACCCACCGUCACCAACAGAAUACAAGUGUCUUGGGCGUCGGAGUACGGUAGAUGCUAUGUAAUAUCAGUGUACCUGGUGCAGAAGCUGAACUCCGAUGACCUACUACAGCGGUUAAAAAACAGAGGGGCCAAGAUUGCAGACUUCACCAGAUCUCUCAUCAAACAGAAGCUUCAAGAGGAUGCGGAUUGUGAGAUCGCCACCACUUCCCUCCGGUGCUCCCUCAUGUGUCCGCUGGGCAAGAUGCGCAUGAUGCUCCCGUGCCGCGCCAGCACGUGCGACCACCUGCAGUGUUUUGAUGCGUCGCUGUACCUUCAGAUGAAUGAACGCAAGCCCACGUGGACCUGUCCUGUUUGUGAUAAGACUGCUCUCUACGACUGUUUGGUUAUUGACGGGUACUUCCAGGAGGUGCUGCAACUGAACUCAAGCUGCAAUGAGGUAACGCUGCACAAGGAUGGCAAUUGGACGCCUCUCAUGCCCAAGAAGGAGCAGAAGGAGCCUGAGGUGGAGAAGCGCAAGCCUGAGGUGGCCGUGGAGACGCUGAGUGAUGACAGUGAUGACUACUCCACAGAGCAGGAUGAUGCUGCCAUUGUGGAAGAAGUCAGUACCAAGAAGAAGGCUGUGGACCCUGAGAUCAUCACCCUCUCGGACAGUGAUGACAAUGAUGAAGACACUGCACCACCGCCCAAGCGUUCCAACACAGGCCACAACUCUGCCUCCUCUUCUUCAGGUGCCUCAGGGUCUGGGGCAGCGGGUAGCACCACUCCUCAUGGCUCAGAGGGCACUAAGUCAAACGAUUCUUGGUGCGUAGGGGAGGUUGACCCUGGCAAACGACUCGUCUUUAGGAAGUCCCUCUCGUCCUCAUCCAAUGGGACCAGUGGGCUGCUAACACCAGCUGGAGGAAGUAGUGGUGGGCCAGCUUUCUCACCACCCUCUUCUGGGUCGGUCAGUCCCCAGAUAAUUUGUUUAGACAGUCCUGCUUCUUCUCCUUCCCCUCCACCACGUAGGCCUAACCAGGGCUCAUCUCCAUUACCUGCGGGUGUCUCUGUCACCCCUGUAGUGUCGUCCUCAUCCUCAACCCCAACCCCGACCUCUACUGAAGUGCGUCAAGUUAUAAAUGUGACUUCCAGAAGCCCUCCCCCUGCCUCUAUUACCACUGCUGCCCCCUCCACCACUUGUACUACUGUUUCCACCUCUGCCACCACACCAACCACUAAUAGUAGUAGUGAGAGUCCAGUGCCUCACACCACCAUCACUCUUCUUCCCACCUCUAGUAGUUCGGGGUCCAUUUCUUCCACCAACACCAAUGCCGCUGCCUCCUUCCUGUCUCCAAACCCACAGGACCCUCUGGCCGCCUCAUCCACGUUUAACAUGCAGUCUACCUCCUCAGCUGCUGCAGCUGCAGCAGCUGCUGCUGUUGCAGUUGCCAAUCUUACCCCUGGUCCAUAUCCCCUCCCACCAGCUCUACAGAACUUGUUCAAUCCUCUUGGAAUAAUCCCCCCAACAACUGUGUCAGGGACCCUGCCAUUUAGACCUCAAGACAGAUAUAUGUAAAGAGCUAGGUGGGGAUGUAACGCGAUGCUUUAGAGUUGAAGCAUCGGUAACAUAUCCUGAUUAAGGUAUUUGUAUAUAACCACAUUGUAAUGUCUGGCAUCAUCAGUAUGUAUAGACAAACUGUAAUUCUUCACUUGUACUAAAGUGAAGUGUUAUUUAGGAUGUGCAAAUUGUAUUUCAAAUUAUUUGCAUAAACCUCCAUCACCAAAGUGUUAAUGUAUAUUUGUAGUUGGCUGUCCUGCAGACUCCUCUCCAAGUCUUUUGGUUAUCACAAAGGGCUUAGUUUAAUUGUAAGUACUAACUGUUAGAGGUAGUAGUAAUGUUUCAAGUACAAAUGCGACAUGCAAGAGUUUGUUCCAUGAGGGGCAUGAUCAUCACUGUAGUUGGGGAAAGUUGUGUCUGCACAUGUAUAACAUCACUUUAUUUGUGUUGUGGUGGGACUGUUCCUUCCUCUCUUGUUCUUACAUUCAUGCACUAAGUAAUGGGUGAUGGAGGGUGUGGCAGAUCAUGUUGGAUUUUUAUUAUUUUUUUAAUUAUUUUUUUUCCUGUUACUGCAGCAUAUCAAAUGCUCUCCUCAGUUUGGGAACUGAUAAGGACAUUAUAAUUUUAGAAUUAUUUCACAGCUUUGGUAUAGAGCCUUGAUAUUGAAAAAUGUCUUGUGUAGAUGAAAGUGUUGGCUGGAUGGGAUUUUGGAAAGAAAUAGGAAGAGUAAGUAAUUAAGACAUUACCUCUCCCUCUAUGUUUAAUCAGAAGUUUGCAUAUAUUUUUCUUGAUGAUCUAAUAACUGCUGACUUAAAGUGCAAGUGUGGGUGGGAUUCGUAGAGACAUUCUUUGCGUUUUGGGCCCAACAGAGUGGAGGGGAGAGAUUGGUGAAUGAACCUGUCGUCCCCAGUCCCUCCCACCUGGGCCUGGAGAGAACACUGAGUGAGGAGGUCCAGGGGAUGGAAGGAGAAGCUGCUUUAGAAUCAGUCCAAAGCACCCAUACCAAAAAAUACAAUGUAGCAUUAAAGAGAAAGAGAGAACAGUGAAGAUAGUGUUUGUCUGAAAAAUGUGAAUUAUCUUGAUUUGUAUUGGUCAUAUGCCCCUCCUCAGUGCUUGACUUGCUGCCAUUCACCAACACUUCUGUAAUCAUCUCCUUUGUCAUCACCAUCACCAUCAUUGUCACUGUUAUUGUAUUCACUCAUUGUCAUUGUCAUUUUCAUCGUCAUUAUGAUCAUUAUCAUGUCACCUCCACCAUCACUGCCAUUUUCAUUUGAUUAUCAACUUCACAUUUCUCAUAGAAAAAAAACAUUUAACAGGAAAAAUUUUACUUUGUUUUUGUGCCUAAGUAUUCAUCACAACAUUAUUUGUAUCACAUGUUAAUAAAAAGUAUUAGCAAUGUUCUGUUCUGUGAUGAUGUGGUAUGUCAGCCAUGAGGUCAGUAGUUUUCCCAGAGGAGCCGUGUUGUGAGUCGCCAAGGGUCAACCUUCCUCGUGUUAUGUGAGCAUUUAAUUUUAUACCGUGUCCUCUCACUCUGCAUGUGUUGGCUAUAGCAGCUGUUAUAUACACACAUAACUCUUUCAAUGGAAAUAUUAUUGACAAUGUCUUUGCUACUCUGUAUCAAGUGUCAUCUUGUUCAGCAUUUUUAUGUGCAAUGUGGCCAAAACAGGUGUCUGGAGUCUCGGGCCCAGUGCAGGUCUGUUAUCAGGUAUGCACUUCAGUGCAUAGGAACUACACACACACUAAUGGCAUAGUGUGCAUGAGAUUCACAUUACUCUUGUGUACUAACAAGUCCAGAGUGUGCCUGUUGUGAGGUGGACCCUUCCUCCUCUCUAAUGGAGAUGAGGGAAAGUGGUAAACUGGGCUGCAAUAUUCUCACACAGAAUCCUGAGUGGCCAUGUAGAUUUUAUACCAAGUCAAUAGUUACUUUUUAGCCAGCCGCACAAAAGAGUAUUUGCUGCUUAACCUUGAUGGAUAUAUAUAUGUUACACACACUGUAUGCAACAUUCCCAGUUCUGCCUUUUGAUCAUUAGGCGCUGAGAUUUGUAGUGAAAAUUUUUGUUAGCAUUUGUGUCAAAAAGAUAUUUACCUACUAGUAUAUGAAGCCAGGAAGCACAUCACCGAGGGGUGGAGCGGCUCACUGUGUGAUCCCAUCCCUUGCAUUGCAGAUGACCCAGCUUGUUCUGCAGUCAAAAGCAGGCCAUUGUCAUUGGGACUGCUGUAUUCCAUAUAUUUUAUACCCGAGCUGAGUCCCAUAAAGACAGGGUAGGCACACCACCUACAUGUGCUAGAAUGGUCAAUAUACAUACAUUGCAACCUCAAGGAGACACUAGGUUCUGAUGUGUAUUUCCUCAGUAUCCUUGAGUAUUUCAAAUUUUGUGACUUAUAGCUAAUUGGGUUUUUCAAUAAAGAGUUUGUUAAUA
Messenger RNA from Portunus trituberculatus (swimming crab), 4813 nucleotides. It is a transcript of the gene Su(var)2-10, whose product is annotated as E3 SUMO-protein ligase PIAS2-like. Gene Ontology annotation, biological process: protein sumoylation; regulation of transcription by RNA polymerase II. The record is from RefSeq and is a predicted model, not a curated record. Lineage: Eukaryota; Metazoa; Arthropoda; Malacostraca; Decapoda; Portunidae. Gene Ontology annotation, molecular function: zinc ion binding; transcription coregulator activity; SUMO ligase activity.